Ilex paraguariensis (yerba mate) is the source of this 1098-nucleotide messenger RNA. The record is from the annotation of a GenBank genome assembly. Lineage: Eukaryota; Viridiplantae; Streptophyta; Magnoliopsida; Aquifoliales; Aquifoliaceae.
AUGGAGUGGGAGGUCGACGAGAGAGAACUGAAAGCCGCCGGAGCUGAGCUGCUACCUGACGGACGGCGUGGAGUGCGUAUUCAUGGUUGGGAGAUCGAGUCUUUCAAGCGUCCCAUUCUCAACUCUCUCAGUCUUCAACAGUGGGAACAGAAGCUUCAGACAUCCCACUUGCCGGAGAUGAUUUUUGGGGACAGUUCUUUGGUUUGUAAGCAUGUGAAUAGUGGCAUUAGAGUUUAUUUUAAUACAUUUGAUGCUCUGGUUGGCUGGAAGCAGGAAGCAUUGCCACCGGUUGAAGUUCCUGCUGCAGCAGAAUGGAAAUUUAGAAGCAAACCUUCCCAACAGGUUAUACUGGAUUAUGACUAUACUUUCACAACCCCUUAUUGUGGAAGUCAAGCUCUUGAAAAAAAUUCAGAGCAUGGAAGAGGAGCAAUUUCUGAGGAUGGCAGCUGCAGUCUUCAUUGGGAGGACUGCAAAGAGCAAAUUGAUGUGGUUGCACUGGCAUCAAAAGAGCCUAUCCUCUUCUAUGAUGAGGUUGUGUUGUAUGAAGAUGAAUUGGCUGAUAAUGGAGUAUCACUUUUAACUGUCAAAGUGAGAGUCAUGCCUAGUUGUUGGUUCCUUCUCUUGCGUUUCUGGCUUAGAGUUGAUGGGGUACUUAUGAGAUUAAGGGAGACUCGUAUGCACUGUGUUUUCCGGGACAGUGCAAAACCCAUUAUUCUUCGAGAAAGCUGUUGGAGAGAAGCCACAUUUCAAGCGUUGUCUUCUAAAGGAUAUCCUUCUGAUUCUGCUGCAUAUAAUGAUCCAAGCAACAUCAGCCAAAGGCUUCCCAUCAUCAUGCAGAAGACCCAAAAGCUUAAGAUCCCUGAUAACCUGUAAGCUGUGACUGAUCCUUGUGAUUAUUAUGCCAUGAAGAAAAUUGUACUUAAUUUUAAUGGCAAAGAGCAAAAUUAUUCUAUGUUAUGGAGAGUUCAAUGGUGAUGCGUACAUUGUUGUGUUCCUUCAUCUCUUAGGUUCAAUUAUUUUGUCUGUCAAAUAACCUCAGAAGAGAGUUGAGGUGCAUUUUUGCACUAUAUGAUGACAAUUUAACAUGCCUAAUUUAGC